This is a messenger RNA of Hordeum vulgare subsp. vulgare (domesticated barley), 3657 nucleotides long. Its product is annotated as protein GAMETE EXPRESSED 2. NCBI's taxonomy places the organism in Eukaryota, Viridiplantae, Streptophyta, Magnoliopsida, Poales, Poaceae. Gene Ontology annotation, molecular function: actin filament binding. The transcript is spliced from 14 exons. Bases 69 to 3446 code for a protein of 1125 amino acids. The record is from RefSeq and is a predicted model, not a curated record. Gene Ontology annotation, biological process: actin cytoskeleton organization; pollen sperm cell differentiation.
UCCAGCAAAGCAACCGAACAAACGCAUGCAGGCAUCCCUCCCACGUCGACCAAAGCGGAAGAACACCCAUGGCGAGCCCCGCCGCGCUCUCGCCACGCCCGAUCCUGGCGUCCUUCUCCCUCCUCCUACUCUGCCUCGCGCCGCUGCGGCCCACGACCGCGCAGCAGCAAUUCCCCACCGUGCCGAUACCGGCGUUCAUGUUCACGUGGCUGGACGACAGGGGGUCCUUCCGCGCCGGCGACACCGCCGUGGUCAUGAUCAAGUCUUACUACGUCUCCGGCGCCAACGUCUCCGCGGUGCGGCGCUCGGGGGCCUUCAAGGUCACCCUGCUCGGCAAGGCCGGCAACAGCACCUACCUCGCCGACGUCGCCGCCCACCUCGAGGGCGACCUGCCGUCCUGGAACAUCACCCUCGUCCCGCUGCGCGCCGGGGACUUCGUCGCGCUCUUCGAGGAGGAGCGGUUCGCCAUCGGCGUCUCGACGCUCAACUUCGCCGUCGCCGCACGGGACGUGCACCCGUCCGCCUCCCUGGCCUCCUGGGUGUACUUCAGCGGCCACGUCGUCGCCGGGUCCAAGGCGUUCGUGUCGGUCGUCCCCAGGGACGCGUUCGGCAACGCCGUCCCGCCGGGAACCGCCAUGCCCGGCGGCGACGGCUACUUCGCCGUGUCGUGGUCCUACGUGAACGGGACGCCCGUGGAGUUCUCGGGGUUUCAGUACAAUGGCUGGACGGAGGACGGGUCCAUCAGCCUCGAGUUCGCGCCAACUCUUGCCGGUGACUUCCUGGUGCACGUCCAUGGCGACAGCAAGAAACUGCGGGGCUCGCCAUUGCUGCUGACAGUGAAGCCAGGACCCAUCGACAUUGCGAAAAGCACGGCCGAAUGGAAGCACGGAAUAAACGUUGUGCAGAUAUUUUCUAGGCUGGAGAUCUUCAUAAACCAGAAGGACUCGUUCGGAAACCUUGUUCCGGAGAUCCAACCAUUUGAUGCUGCAGUGGUGGACAGGGCCUCAAGGCUGUCGGUCCCGGUAGGAGGCCUUCGGAUCGAAGCUGUCGCCGAGGGAAUUCAGCGGCUCUCCUUCGACGUCGUCGAGCCUGGGGAGUUUCUGCUCACAAUCUUCGAUACCCGGCUGAAGCAGAGGCUCUACGACGUGUAUCAUGUCUUUGUAGGGUAUUGCGAUGGAUCGAAAAGCAUCGUUAAUGGUUCUGGUUUGGUGCAAUCUGUUGCUGGCUCACCAUCAUCCUUCAUGGUUUACCUGGAGGAUAAGUAUCGAAGCCCUUCUCCGGUUGAUACCGAAAUGCUGCGAGUGCAGAUUCUGAGCAGAAAUGGCACGUCUGGUGUACACCCAGAUAUAACACCUGUAAGAGAACCAAAUGGUAAAUGCUAUAAGACCAUCUUUCCUAAUUCCAGUUCAAAAGAGACAACAUCCAUGGAUGGACAAACCAGUAAUUUCAAUGUUUCCUAUACUCCUGAAAUUGCCGGCGAUUAUGAAACUUGGGUGCUGUGCGGGAACAUAGCGCUGAAUGAUGGAAAGCCCUAUACCAUGACAGUCUCACCAGGUGCAGUUGACACAUCUUUAUCAAGUGCUCCAAUGUUUGAUCCAAGAGUCAAAAGAUCAGUCAAGAAUAAUGUAACUGUUCGACUUGUUGACUCCUUCAUGAACCCAGUGGUAUCUCUGGAGCCAAAACUGAGGCUUCAACUAACAUCGGCAAAUAUAACGGCCCCGAUGAACACUUCGAGCUUCACCGCAGGGGAAUUUGUCAACAACAAAGAUGGAUCAUAUACUGCUCAUUAUGUGGCAAAAUUUCUUGGUUUAUAUGGCAUGUGUAUUGUGUUUGACAACAGGCAGCUGACUCCUUGUCCAUUCCAGGUCCUUGUUCUUCCCGAUGAAUACUUUUCUGAAGUUCAAGAUGAUAACAUUUCAGUUUGGGAGGAUGAAUCCGUUUCCUUUGAUAUAUUGUCAAAUGACUACAUUGCAGGAGGACUAGCUGACGUAGUUAAUUUAUCUUCACCGCUCCAUGGAGCAGUCCUACAGUACAACCCAGGCUAUCGGUACACACCUUUUGAACGGUUUUUUGGGAAUGACUCGUUCUCAUACACAGUAUAUGACAAGCAUAGCAACGUUGUCAGUGGCACGGUGUUCAUAUCUGUCCUCUGCAGACCACCUCAGUUCAUCUCUUUGCCCAAACAAUUGCAUGUUACUGAAGAUAUAAUUGGCCCAAAGUUUGGUGGGCUUCCGGGGAUUCAAAUAGCAUAUUCAGACACUGCAGAGAACAUAUCGGUUACAGUGAGAGCGCAGCACGGCAAUGUUCUUCUUGCUCCAAUGCCAAUGAAACCUCAACAUCUAUUAGAUGAUUCGCUUUCAAUCAGCAGGGUAGGCAGGUCUAGCCAAGCCUUGAAAAUACAAGGGAUGGUGGAGGAAAUAAAUGGCGCGCUAAAAUAUCUUCAGUAUAUUGGAAACGAAGACUUCUACGGAGAUGAUGCUAUAAUGCUACAUGCCAGGAACAGAAAUGGCAGGCAGCGCGAUGAGUUACACGUCUCCGUGGAUCCGGUCAAUGAUCCUCCGGUUAUACUGGCUCCGAAAUCGAUUUUCUUGGGUGGAAAAGAAUCAAGAGAUGGAUAUCAAAUCUUUGACAAGCAGAGAGAUCCAUUCGAGUUCUCGAUCGUCGAACCAGAUCUUCGUUGGUACCCAGGGAACAGGUCUGACCUUCUGCUAGUGCUCUCCUUGGAAGUCUUUGAAGGAACCUUGAUGAUGACAUUGCCAGCCAGUCUCGUCGGCAGGGCGGAGCUGAAGACCCAUGGCAGUAACCAGUGGCAGCCGCUUCAGACCUAUGUGGCCAUUGCGCAUCACUUGGUCUUGAGAGGAAUUGGCAUCAGGCUCCGCAUGGAUGUCGCUGACUGCAACAGCGCAAUGCACCGGCUGUUUUACCAAGAUGGUCCAAGCCAUGGCACAAGCUUAACCAUCACCGUAAACGACCUGGGGAACUAUGGGUGCUACCCAGAUUGUUCAGAGAUGAUGUCAAGGCCAUUGCAAGCAGAGAAGACUGUCCAGCUGAGCAAAAGGAAAGCUACGAACCCAACAAGAGCCAUCUUGAUGGGAUCAGCAAUCGCAGUCGAGAUCCUGGCAAUGCUAUGCCUCGGCGGGGUUCUUCUGUAUUUCCUCGUGAAAUGCAUGUUUGCGCUGCGAGUCAAACGAAGAGGCCGUGCCGGCGAUGAAGUUCGCACAUCAGAACGAACCAUGUCCCAUCAACUUAUGAGUUCGUCGCCCUUGGAUGAUGCUGGAUAUUGCUCUGCGCCUGCAGCGGUGCUCUCCUUAGGCGGAAACAGAUCGGGUUUUAGGCAGCGGUCUUGUAGGUCAUGCAAGCAGCAAGAACUGGAAAUGCAGCAGUUAUCUGGGAUCAGAAACGAUGGAAACCAAGAUGCUCAGCCUGCGGUAGACAAGGACAAGUAGAACCCUUGCAUGGAAUCCAAAUUUUCUUCUGUGAACUCCAAACAUAAUAAGUCUACCUGAAUGUUGUUCGUUAAAUCCUCAGUGCUUACUGCACAAAAAUUUGAUUGGUUUGGCAGGAGUUGUAUAUAGCGUAGUAGGCUCAUGAAACUGUCAAUAACCUGCAGCAUAUAUAUAAUCAUCAACGCGAAAGGUAGGUUUAAGAUUGCCAUCA